AUGUUCAUCGUCCCAGGCACAAACGGCCAGUGGCGGUCGACAGACUGCUCCAAGCAGCUUACGCAAUUUGGGGAGGUAGAGUUCGCAGCCGCAUACACCGAUAUGCGCUGUGGGGUGUUCAUUGAGCUUAAGGACCCCAGGCCUCUCACCCAAGAUUGGGCGACGGCCGUACAGAUCCUCCAGGAUCAAUGGCAGAGUUUCUGUAAGCGUCCCGAAUACCGUGAUCAGCUACUGUUCGGAGUUCUCGGCACUGAGGAUAUUUGUCGCUUCGAGUUCGGGAAGGUGAAGGACGAUGACGUCGAGGCGUUGAAUGCUUUCGGUCUCAAGUUUCAGAUUGGGCUUGAGACCUACCGCUUUGGGGUUUAG
Messenger RNA from Aspergillus japonicus CBS 114.51, 366 nucleotides. RefSeq lists its product as uncharacterized. The record is from RefSeq and is a predicted model, not a curated record. The coding region runs from base 1 to 366 and encodes 121 amino acids. The transcript has 2 exons. Lineage: Eukaryota; Fungi; Ascomycota; Eurotiomycetes; Eurotiales; Aspergillaceae.